This is a messenger RNA of Lachancea fermentati, 1098 nucleotides long. Lineage: Eukaryota; Fungi; Ascomycota; Saccharomycetes; Saccharomycetales; Saccharomycetaceae. The record is from the annotation of a GenBank genome assembly.
AUGUGUGCUAGAAAAAUUGCCGGUGUCCUAGGUGCCACUGGUUCCGUCGGACAAAGAUUUAUCCUGCUGUUAGCAGACCAUCCAGACUUCGAGCUAAAGGUGCUCGGUGCCUCGCCCAGAUCUGCUGGUAAGAAAUACAUCGACGCUGUCAACUGGAAGCAAACUGACUUGCUACCGGAGUUUGCCAAGGACAUUGUCGUGAGCGAAUGUAAGGCUGAAAACUUCAAGGAGUGUGACGUCGUCUUUUCUGGUUUGGACGCUGAGUACGCCGGUCCUAUCGAGAAAGAAUUUGUCGAGGCCGGUCUUGCUGUGGUUUCCAACGCCAAAAACUACCGUCGUGAAGCCGACGUGCCGCUAUUGGUGCCAAUUGUCAACCCUGAGCACCUCGAGAUCGUCGGUGAGAAGCUUGCGCGCGCCCAAUCCGCGGGCCAGGCCAAGCCCGGUUUCAUCGUGUGUAUUUCCAACUGUUCCACAGCGGGCCUCGUCGCUCCUCUCAAGCCUUUGGUUGAGUCCUUCGGCCCCAUCGACGCCUUGACCACCACCACGCUUCAAGCCAUCUCCGGUGCCGGUUUCUCUCCAGGUGUCCCAGGUAUCGACAUCCUCGACAACAUCAUCCCAUACAUUGGAGGUGAAGAGGACAAGAUGGAAUGGGAAACCAAGAAAAUCUUGGGUUCUCUUUCUUCUGACAAGACCACCGUUGACCUACUAUCUGACGACGAAAUGAAGGUCUCCGCUCAAUGUAACAGAGUUGCCGUUUCUGACGGUCACACCGAAUGCAUCUCAUUAAGAUUCAAGAACAGACCUGCUCCUCCUUUGGCCGACGUCAAGAAGUGUCUACAAGAAUACGUUUGUGACGCCUUCAAGAUGGGAUGUCAUUCCGCUCCAAAGCAAACCAUCCACGUUCUAGAGCAAAACGAUAGACCUCAACCAAGACUAGACCGUAACAGAGACAGUGGUUAUGGUGUUAGCGUUGGUAGAGUUAGAGAGGACCCUGUGCUCGAUUUCAAGAUGGUCGUUCUAUCUCACAAUACCGUUAUUGGUGCUGCUGGUGCUGGUAUCUUGAUUGCUGAGAUUCUAUUGGCUAAGAAGUACAUUUAA